AUGAACAAUCAAAGUUCAGUGACAGAAUUCCGACUCCUGGGCCUCUCAAGUUUUCCAGAAAUACAGCCUCUACUCUUCAUGACCUUCUUGCUCAUCUAUCUGCUGACCUUAGCUGGCAACUUCUCUAUUUGCUUGGCUAUCCGAGCAGACACCACACUCCACACCCCUAUGUACUUUUUCUUGGUCAACUUGUCUCUCUUAGACAUCUCCUACUCUUCUGUCACUCUCCCCAAUAUGCUAGUGAAGUUGGUGGCCAAAAUUAAAUCACUUUCUUUCUCCAGUUGCAUGGCCCAGAUGUACUUUCUCAUCUCCUUUGCCGGGUCUGAAUCUUUGCUUCUAGCACUGAUGGCUUACGACCGCUACAUGGCGAUCUGCCGGCCUUUGCACUACGCAACCAUCAUGAAUCGCAGAACUUGUCUGUGCUCUGCCACUGCUAUAUGGAUUGGUGGCUUUGUCUACUCAAUGAUACAUACGUCCUUCAUAGCCAGGCUACCGUUCUGUGGUCCCAAUGAAAUCAACCACUUCUUCUGUGAGAUCCCUCCUUUGAUCAAGUUGGCCUGCACGGACACCUAUCUCAACGAGGUGCUGGUUUUUCUGCUCAGUGGAGCAGUAGGUGGAAGUUGCUUCCUUGUCGUUUCCACGUCGUACACUUGCAUACUAGCCACCAUCAUGAAAAUCCACUCGGCCCAGGGCAGACGCAAAACUUUCUCUACCUGUGCGUCCCAUCUCCUCACAGUCCUGCUCUUCUACGGGCCCGGUUUCUUCACCUAUCUCCGCCCCUCCACUAGUUACUCCAUGAACACUGGCAAAGUGGUCUCUGUGUUUUACACCGGGGUCACCCCCAUGCUGAACCCAAUGAUCUAUAGCCUCAGAAACAAGGAUGUGCAAGUUGCCUUCAGGAAAGCCAUGGGAAGAAGUGGGAAGUAG
Pelodiscus sinensis (Chinese soft-shelled turtle) is the source of this 927-nucleotide messenger RNA. Its product is annotated as olfactory receptor 5AP2-like. Gene Ontology annotation, biological process: G protein-coupled receptor signaling pathway. The record is from RefSeq and is a predicted model, not a curated record. Gene Ontology annotation, cellular component: membrane. Gene Ontology annotation, molecular function: G protein-coupled receptor activity; olfactory receptor activity. NCBI's taxonomy places the organism in Eukaryota, Metazoa, Chordata, Testudines, Trionychidae.